Messenger RNA from Marasmius oreades (fairy-ring Marasmius), 1588 nucleotides. RefSeq lists its product as uncharacterized. Gene Ontology annotation, biological process: proteolysis. The record is from RefSeq and is a predicted model, not a curated record. NCBI's taxonomy places the organism in Eukaryota, Fungi, Basidiomycota, Agaricomycetes, Agaricales, Marasmiaceae. The transcript is spliced from 2 exons. Bases 494 to 1450 code for a protein of 318 amino acids. Gene Ontology annotation, molecular function: peptidase activity.
CCUUUUUGUCCACGGGACCGCAGAUGUGAAUGUUCAUUACGACCAUUCGGUUCAUCUGCUUCGGAUGUUGGCAGAUGCGGGUGUCAGUAAUUUUUGGUUCAAAUCGUUUCCAGAUGCGUGGGUUUUCUUCCUAUUCUCUUACCUCCUCCGGUGCGCCACUCAGCUUUUUUUAUACAAUGAUUACGCAAUGAGAGGUUCCUAUCGGGAGCUUUUCGAGUUGAUGGAGAAAUUCCCACAGGAAAAGUGGGAUAUCGACUGUUCAUAGAUGGCAACUCCAUGGCAUCGGGGGGGGGGGGGUGUCAAAAAUCAGGCUCCUUCUAUGUUUUGAGUAUCGAGCACUUGUACCUUGGUAGACCAAGCCGAAUUCGGAGCGAAAACUCAAGAUACGGCAAGUAUUGCAUUUGAUUGAUUGCUCUGCUUUCUUAUAGAAACGACAAACUAACCCAUCGAAAAUGAAGAGUCCAGCCUCCCAGCGCUCCAGUACAAUCUUCCCAUGGCCUUUCGUAUUCUUUCCUCCCUCAUCCUCCUUUCUCUCGGGGCGGCAGUUUCCACGUCCGCUAUUGUCCUCGAAGAACAACCUCUCCGUGUCGAGGGUACCCUCUCUGUUCCUUUCAAAGUCAACGGCACUGUAUACAAGACAUGGGUCUUCCAACACGCUAGUCCCGCCGUCUUGCCAACUGCCCGACCACUUGUCGUCCUCCACGGUGGUCCAGGGCUCACUCAUGACUAUAUGCUCCCCUUGACGGACCUCGCAGCGUCCCGUCCUGUCGUGUUGUAUGACCAAAUUGGCUCUGGCAAAUCCAGCCAUGUGGCUAGCAAUGAUAGCACGUUCAACUGGGGAUUGGAUGUAUUCCUCCAAGAGCUUGACAACGUGCUUAGUAUCCUGAACAUCGGUCACGACUUCGACCUACUGGGACACUCCUGGGGUGGUGUCAUGGCUGCUGAAUACGCCGUUCGGAGGAAAAAUCCCGGGUUGAAGCAUCUCGUUUUCUCGGAUUCUUUACCGUCUAAUGAGCUCUGGGAUCAAUCCGAGGGAGAGUUGUUGGCUGCGUUCCCGGAGGAGGUGCAGAGUGAUCUUGCGGUUGGGUUUGAUGAUCCGGUGAGGUAUCGAAAGGGGUUGGCAGCGUUUUUUGCGGUGCAUGGGUGUACUGUGAAUCCAACGCCGCAAGGGGUGAAUGUGUCGUUUGAUUAUCUUUUUGAGGAUCCUACUUCGUCAAUGAGGAUGGGCGCUGCAUUGGCUGGAUGGAGCAUCAUCGACCGGCUGUCGCAGAUUACAGUUCCAACUCUGGUAUUGAACGGAGCGGCUGAUAUCUCUCAAGAUUUCGUGAACCAACCGUAUUUGGAUCGUAUCCCGCAUGUUACGCAUUACAAAUUUGAAAAGUCGAGUCAUACGCCCAUGUGGGAGGAGAGGGAUGAGUAUAUGCAGGUUGUUGAGCGGUUUUUGGGAUGAAAAAUGUGAAGAUGAAUACGGUGGUUUGAUCGAAUUGGUAUUACUGUACUGGUUAUUGACGCGCUUUCGCUUCUUGUCGUUCGCUGUGAUUUUUCUUCUCUCUUUCUGUUGUCACUUUUUGUUUCAUGUAUGUGGUCC